Lathyrus oleraceus (garden pea) is the source of this 938-nucleotide messenger RNA. RefSeq names its product protein SOB FIVE-LIKE 5. Lineage: Eukaryota; Viridiplantae; Streptophyta; Magnoliopsida; Fabales; Fabaceae. Gene Ontology annotation, biological process: cytokinin biosynthetic process. The transcript is spliced from 4 exons. The record is from RefSeq and is a predicted model, not a curated record. The coding region runs from base 150 to 623 and encodes 157 amino acids.
ACUGUGGGACUGAGGGAAUCAUAAUAAGGACAAGGGUAAGAGGCUAUACAUAGCAGUUAUCUCUAAGACUUGUAUCAGUCUAUGAUCUUUCACUUGAUCACUAAUAUUGAGAACUAGAAAGAAAGAAGAAGAAAAAAGUUGAAAUUUGAAUGGAUAAAUCUACCUCACAGUAUAGUGAAUCUGGUUGGACUCACUACUUGGACCAAUCCAUUAUUUCUGAGAGCUGUUUCAAAGGAAAAGGUGAAUAUGAAUAUGAAAGAAAAGGAGAAAGAAUGAAUGAGAAGGAGUUUGAAGAAGAUUCAUCAAUGGUGUCUGAUGCUUCUUCUGGACCUCCACAUUAUGACAAUGAAGAAAACUAUUGUGAAAAUUUCUAUCAUUGUCUUUCUUCUAGAACUAAAGAAUCCAACAAGAGGAAAAAAGUCAAAGAAUAUGAGAGAAGUCAACAAUCUUCACCUCUUGAUGACACUGCUAGCUCCCCAUUUUUCAGUUGUCCGAACAAGAGUCAUAAGAAGCAAGACAGUUUCUUAGAGAAUGGAGCGGUGGAGAAUAAUGCAAUACAAUUUUCUGAGUGUAAAUUUGCGACAAGAAUAAAGAGAAAAACUGGAUUCUACAAAGCAUUUUAGUUUCUUUGAUUCAAAGGAACCAGGUGAUAUUGAUGAAGAAGAAAGAAAAAGAAAGAUUUUAAGGUACCAAAUUAUUGCCAGUGGAGUAUUGUAUUGUCGUGGAGAAAGACCUGAAGAAGAAUGUCAAAGGAGAAAAACUGCAAUAAAAUGUCUGACAAAAGGAACACUUUUUUAUUUCCUUUAAUUUUUUAUGUUUAUUUUAUUUUUCUUGACUUUUUUUUUAUUUUCAUUGCAAUUUAAUGUAUGUUAAAAGAACCUCAGUUGUUAGAUAGAAUUUUCAAUCAACACUCUCUCCGAGCCCUUCUUAACUAUUAA